UCAGGCGUCGGGCUGAGCGGACGCCGCCCGAGGGGCCCCUGCCCGCAGAGGCGCCGUCAACCCUCCUGCCCCGGAGAGCUGGCCUGACGUCCCCCGGCUCGCGGUACUCAGGCUCCACAGGUUCUUGCUUUUCCAAACAGAGAGGGCAGUGCAUGAAGCCAGGGGUCGUCGGCCAUGCUCCAGACAGUGUGGUCCCAGGAGCCAGUGACCUUUGAGGAUGUGGCCGUGUACUUCACCCAGAAUCAGUGGGCCAGCCUGGACCCCAUGCAGAGGGCCCUGUACCUAGAGGUGAUGCUGGAGAAUUAUGCAAACAUAACUUCCUUGGCAGCAUUGCCAUUCCCCAAACCAGAUCUGAUACUCCAGCUGGAGCAAGGGGAAGCACCAUGGGGCCUGGAUCCCUGGACACCCCUUGAUGGGGAGGCCCUGGGAGGUGUCCACAUAGGUGGUAAAAACAAGACCGAGCGUGAGGAGCAAAGCCCAAGACUAAACAUUUCUAAAGACUCAGCAGCCCAUAGACUGAUGGUGGAGGGGCUGCUCACAGAAGCUCCCCAGCACCCUCACCUUAAGGACAACUUAGGAAGGCCACAGCCAUGUGACGCAGGGGAGAAAACAAACCAAGGAGGUUUCACGGACUUGCUGGUCCAGGACUACAGAGCUCCCGUCAUCAAAAGGGAGGAGGCAGGUAGGAAGCUGGAAGGAAGCACCAGUGUCAAUACCCACCUCCUGUCAAAGCAGGGCCUCCCUGGAGGACUGGCAUUUUAUAAAUGUGGUGAGUGUGGCCGAUAUUUCAGCCAACAUUCAGACCUUUUGCAGCAUCAGAGGAUUCACACUGAUGACAAGCCCUACAAGUGCAGAGAGUGCGGGAAAGCCUUCAGGUAUAACUCAAAACUCUCCCGACACCAGAAAACCCACACCGGGGAGAAGCCUUACUUGUGUCAGGAGUGUGGACAAGCCUUCGGUCAAAAUUCCCACCUCCUUCAGCACCAGAAACUCCACGGUGGAGAGAAGCCCUUCGGAUGUCAGGACUGUGGGAAAACCUUCAGCUACAACUCAAAACUCAUCCGGCAUCAGCGAAUCCACACCGGGGAGAAACCCUUUCAGUGUAAGGACUGUGGGAAGGCUUUCCGGUGUCGCUAUGACCGAAUCGUCCAUGAGCGCACCCACACCGGGGAGAAGCCCUACAAGUGUCAAGAGUGCGGGAAAAGUUUCAGUUCAAAUUCAGUCCUCAUCCAGCACCAGCGCAUCCACACCGGGGAGAAGCCCUACACAUGUCGGGAGUGCGGGAAGGCCUUCCGCCGGAGCUCCGUGUUUCUCCAGCACCAGAGGCUCCACACUGGGGAGAAGCUCUACAAAUGCAAAGAGUGCUGGAAAACGUUCAGCUGUAGCUCUCGCUUUACAGUGCACCAGCGCAUCCACACCGGGGAGAAGCCCUAUGGCUGCCAGGAGUGCGGGAAGGCCUUCAAUCAGAAGGUCACCCUGGUCCAGCAUCAGCGGCUUCACACCGGGGAGAGGCCUUAUGAGUGCAAGGUGUGCGGGAAAGCUUUCACGUGGAGCGCAAGUUUCAUUCAGCACCAGAAGUUGCAUGCUCGCAAGAAGGCCACCCAAGUGACAGGGCCAGCCGCAGUUGGGCCCCACUGCCCUGCUUCUGGCCACCCCCCUCUGCCUGCCCAGCACCAGCGCUUUGCCCCCUCCAGGCCAGUGGCUGCCCCGCCUUCCCCACACCCCGCACUCCUUCCUCCCUCCCUGCCUCUCUUUGUGCUGCUCCCCUCGUCUGAAAUGGCUAGUUCUUCCCCUGUUCCAAUAGUGCAUUUCUUUCAGGAUCUCACUUCCCCUGGGAGCCUGAAUCCUUUGUCCCACUCCCCAUAAGCUCCCUCAUGUGCUCGAAAACCCACCCACCUAGAGUUACCAGUUUCCCUGGGCUCCUGACCAUGCCUGUGUUUGUCUUCUGAGCUCGUGGAGUCAUUAUUGUUUUCCCAACUCCAUUUGUGUUCUCACGUGUUAAGAACCAUGUUUGACUCUUCUCUUCCAACCCCUGGGUGGGAAAUGGUAGGAGUUCUCCUUUAUGAUGUCCAGUUUGGGUGUGUACCCAUCAGUCUGCACCUGCAUUCUCUACUAGACUUGGUAGAGUUUACAGAACACUUUGGGGCUUAGGGGUAUGGCAUUCCAAUGACAUGGCCUGUUGUGAUUCAAGAAAUAUGGGAGGAGGUAAGCAGAGAAAGUAUCCAGUGAUGGCUUUCAGGAAUUAAGGAGGGCCAUUUGGUGGGGCAGUAGCAAGGCACACUGUGUGGAAUCGGAGCCCAGGACUUCUUCUUAUCUCGAUAAUGACCAUGAUGAGGAUCCUGUGUAACUAAGCAAUAGACCAAGGAAAUAACCAGUAAAAAGAAUAUGAAGUGAUGAGUCAGCAUUGAUAGCAAGAAUGUAAAAUCAUGUUUCUAAACUUGAUUGGAAGGGGAUGUGGCUUUUCUGUUUGGGUUCCUUUUCUUUCCUGUCCACAUCCUUGUUUAAUUUCAGUGCCCACUCAAACAUGUAGGUACGAAAGUAUUUGGGCCUGUGCAGUAGAGGGCAGGUGCCUGGGUGUAGCCAUCUCUCAAUUACACGUGGAGUGAACCUUUUGGCAUCACACUGGUGAGCCUCUGAGGGAGGGAGAGAAAUCUGACCCUGACUUGCAGUAGCUCUUGCCUCAGAAGGGAGUUCAUAACUAAUCAUACACACACUCGGAUGUGUUCUCACACCUGUUCCACGUCCUCUCUGAUUAAAUCUGAAUUUUUGAGUCCUGAUACUUUUAAGUUAAUUUUAUAAUGAACUACUUUGAUAACACGAAGAAUUGUGUAUGGACACUAAUCUUUUUUUUUUUUUAGAU
Messenger RNA from Callorhinus ursinus (northern fur seal), 2860 nucleotides. RefSeq names its product zinc finger protein 619 (gene ZNF619). Gene Ontology annotation, biological process: regulation of transcription by RNA polymerase II. The record is from RefSeq and is a predicted model, not a curated record. Gene Ontology annotation, molecular function: DNA-binding transcription factor activity; RNA polymerase II cis-regulatory region sequence-specific DNA binding. NCBI's taxonomy places the organism in Eukaryota, Metazoa, Chordata, Mammalia, Carnivora, Otariidae.